Molecule: messenger RNA, 7569 nt
Organism: Oikopleura dioica
Lineage: Eukaryota; Metazoa; Chordata; Appendicularia; Copelata; Oikopleuridae
Source: the annotation of a GenBank genome assembly
AUGAGGUCUCUCGGGGGCAGUCUCCUUCUACCUUUUGCCUUUGGCUCAGGAGAUGUCUAUAAAUGCGUCAAGGUCCCCUCAAUUUUCAGCGAAGCACCGAUCGGAAUGGAUAUCACCACUUCUCCAGAGAUAUUUGAACCAGUCCUCUCGACAUUCUCCGUCCUCUCUACUGACAUUGAAGAGCGAUCACAGCCAGUUGUCAUCAAACAAGAGACCUCUGAAGAUUGCAUCAGCAGUUGCGUCCACUUCCCCGGCUGCCAUGCUUUCGCCUUUCAUUCAGAGAACCCAAAAUUUUGCCAGCUCUCCAUCGGUUCUGGCCUCUCCGAUAAUCCUCGAACGCCCGAGUCGGACUUCUGGCUCGCCGGAACUGGCCACAGACUAAGCGACAUCGAAGUUGAGUUUUUCAACAGAGGCCUAGUCACUGGAAAUCGCCUGAGUUCAGCACCAUGUGGUGAUGCAAAUCCAAAUGCAUUCCGAGAAUUCGAGUUCGAAUUCUCUGCCGUCCUCGAUGUCAAUACUGGCUACUACCAGAAUCUCGACGGCAUCAUGAGCUCCUUGGGCGAGGGAGAAUCAGAUGUAGACUACAAAUUGGAGCAGUGGUACUUAUCGAAACUCAUUGUCGACAAUAAACAAACUUUUACCUCGCGCUAUGGAAGCGCUUCCGCUGAUGGUGAAAAACUGACGAUUUCGAAAAAUUGGUUCACUCGGCAAUCAUCAUCGACCACUGACGACCCCUCGAUCUCUCUAGAAGAAUUCCUGAAAGCAAUGGAGGCUGAUUUCCUUGUCACCCUCGACAGCAUCAAACAAAGGCUGCGUAAACAAGGUUUGUACGUUAUCGCAACCGAUUCUCAACGACCCAGCGGCGGAGAAGUACAAAAUGGACGAAGAAUCUCUUCCUUCGAUCUUAAUUUCGAGGAAGAGUCCUCCGAAAUGAUCGAGCUCACGUGCUCACUCGGCUUUGACAUUGCUAGCGAGGUCACUGGAGAAAGGGGUUACAUGGCCGGAUCCGGCAAAAUUUGCAAACCAGUUCCAGGUGCACCAGGAAACAAACCAUCUAAGAAAAGAUAUCGGAGAAAUGCUUUCAAAACAGCUUACCUUCAGUCUCAAUCAGCAGGUGGAAAUUACAAACAAUGGAAGAAGAAAAACAAAAGCAAAAAGAAGGGAUCAAAAGGGUUCCAGCAGCAGAGAAUGCUUGAAACGACGGAGGAAGAAACAACAACAACGACAUUUCAAUCAACGACAACUUCAACUACCUACACAUCUUCUACCUAUGUGGCUUCUACUGAGGGCGAGCGAGGCUACAAGCAACCAAGCAACUACAACACCCGCCCAACAAGAAAGACAACAACUCGAAAACCAAAGUACACUACAAAGGCUCCUAAGUACACGACCCGACCCUCAAAGCCCGACGGUCCUUACGCGCCUGGCGAGUGGGGAGAAUGGGGAAGUUGCUGCGCCAAAUACGGAGAAGGGCGAAAGGCUCGUUCUCGUGCUUGCUUUUAUCAUGGCAAUUAUGCCACAAUGAAAACGAGCAACAAGUACUGUGAGCCUAAAAUCAUGGUCGAGGAAAUGGCCUGUUUCGGUAAAAUUCCGCCACAGUACUCAACCAAGCCGACGAAAACGCCUUAUCAGAAACCAACUUCGCAAUCGAAAUGGAUGAAUUGGGAAGAGUGGUCCAAGUGCUCAGCUACUUGCGGAAAAGGAAAUCAGAUCAGAACUCGACGAUGCAAGUAUAAUAAUCUCUACCAAAAAUGCGUUGGCGAAUCUUCCGAUACUCGAAAGUGCCGGGCCGAUAAAGACUGCUACGGUAGUUAUUACGGCACAACCACUGGUUCAACCGGAAGCAGCACUAAAUACGAGUGGUCAGAAUGGGCGCCUUGGACGAGUUGUACUGCGACUUGCGACGGUGGACUGAUGUACAGAUCGAGAAAAUGCAACGAGAAGUCGAAAACGAUCGAAGUCACUUCAAAUUAUUCAAAAUGUCCUGGCGCCAAGAAGCAACAAAAAGCUUGCAACCGAAAAGCUUGUCCUUACGAAACAACAAUGAUUCCAACGACCGUCUACACUCCAGGAAAAUGGGGAGAAUGGACAAACUGGUCAACUUGCUCGAAAACCUGUGGGGGUGGUAUUUCUACUCGAAAACGAUCAUGUAUUACGUCGAAAUACGGUCAGCAGUGUUAUGGCCACAGUAAGCAAAAAAGAGUUUGCAAUCGAAAAUCGUGCCGCGUUUACACCACAGAGCCGCCAACAACAACGACGACUCCUGGUUAUGGAAGAUGGACGAACUGGUCAUCUUGGUCGCAGUGUUCUACCUCCUGUGGAAGAGGAAUGCGAGAAAGAACUAGAAAAUGCAAAAAGUCGAGCUACAACGAUAGAGAUUGCUACGGGCGAAAAACUGACCGAGAAGCUUGCAACAAGUACACCUUCUGCUCCACAACAUCGACAACGACAACUACAACGACAGUGCCAGCUCCGUAUUGGACAAAGUGGUCGUCCUGGUCGUCCUGCUCGAAGACUUGCGGAUAUGGACAAAAGACUAGAAAACGCCAUUGCAUCGAUGCCUAUGGCUCCGGCGAAAGCUGCUACGGGAAGAAAACUCAAACUCGAUAUUGCAGCGCCAUUCCCUGCACAACAACAUACACUUCCACUACAACCGCGUAUUCGGAGUGGUCUUAUUGGUCCAAAUGGUCGACUUGCACAAAAACAUGCGGAGUCGGUAGCCGAUCCCGAACUCGCUACUGCAAGGGCUCGUACUGCGCAGGUCCCAAGAAUCAACAACAAAAAUGCGGCUGGCGAAUGUGCCCGACUUAUCCUCCAGAAACAACGACCACGGAAGAUCCUUACAAGCCGCCAAGUGCUGCUGAUUACACGAAAUGGUCAUCCUGGUCGACUUGUUCAAAACCUUGCAAUGGUGGAACUCAGUAUCGAACACGAAAAUGCAAGUCCGGUUACUGCUAUGAUAAUUUGAGGCAAAACCGAGCUUGCAAUAGAAAACCAUGCACGACGACAUCCACUACAACUACAACAACAACAACCACAACCUAUCGAGACAGCUGGGGUGCGUGGGGAGCGUGGGGCGAGUGCAUCAAGACUGCUUACGGCGGAGUCAGAUACCGAGAGCGCAAGUGCGAGGGAUAUUCAAAUCGCUGCUACGGAAAGAAAAAGCAGAAAGGAAACUGCUACCCAGUUACUACUACAACUUCGACCACAACAACGACGACACCGUACAAAUCCGAGUGGUCUCAAUGGUCAGCUUGGUCAAAGUGCUCAAAAACUUGCGGAGGCGGAAUUUCGGAGCGAACAAGAAAAUGCGUCAAUAAUUAUUCCUCAGUCAAAAAUUGCUAUGGUCAAAAUCGUCAAACAAGGGCCUGCAAUCGUAAAAAAUGCGGAUACUACACCACUCCUGCGCCAACAACGGAAUAUCCAGCGAAAUGCGAGACGAAAUGGACAGAAUGGGGCGAGUGGGGAGCCUGUUCGAAGACAUGCGGAUAUGGCCGCGCCGUCAGAACACGAAAAUGCCCUGUCGAUUGUUAUGACAACACUCCUUGUCCUGGCUCUAGCCAACAGAAGAAAACCUGCGUCCUUGACCAAAACUGUUACAAAACAACUACCACGACUACGACGACAACAACAACCACAACUACUUAUGAAAAACCAUGUGUUGGGGAGUGGUCCCAUUGGUCCGAAUGGGGCGCUUGUUCCGCUUCAUGCGAUGGGGGUAUUAUGGAGAAAAUAAGGGUCUGUGAAGAGACAGAAGAAUACGGCCGAUGGAACCCAAGUUACAGAAAAAGAAGGUCGAUUCAUGAGGACUUCCCUCAUGGCCCUCAUGAGCCAACCAAUCCACCGACCAGGCCACCAACGAAUCCUCCCACUAACCCUGGCACAAAGCCUCCAACUGGACCAACAGCUCUCCCAGUUCAUCCGACUCAACCUUCCAAGUGCAAAUGCAAAGGUUCUCCUGUUGCAAAGAAAAAGUGCAAUAAAGAAAAGUGCGAUAACUUUUCUUACGUAAACAACGGUAAACCAGCUUGGGGACAAUGGGGAGCAUGGACAAAAUGCUCUGUCACUUGUGGCAAUGGAAGUAUCUCUAGAACUCGAGAAUGUAUUGAAUACGGAAAACCAGUUGACCCAUCAAAAUGCGGCGACGAAGAUCUCUACUUUGAAUCCAAAGAGUGCGAAACUGGAAAACAAUGCUACGGAAACAUGUUUGGUUGGGCAGAGUGGGGCGAGUGGACCAAAUGCUCAAAGACUUGUAAUGGAGGAUCCAGAACGAGAACUCGAAAGUGCAAUACUUAUAACUGUCCUGGAAAAGAUACGGAAACGGAAAAAUGCAGCGAAUAUGAGUGUGAAGACCUUUACGAAUAUGACAGCGAAACUGGAUGGUCAAAAUGGGGAGAAUGGGGAGCUUGCACGACAACAUGUGGAAAAGGAUACCGUGAGCGUCGAAGAACCUGCACAAACGAGUACUCAACCUGCCCCGGCAAGCCAUAUCAACGAGAACAAUGCAAAAAGCGAGAAUGCGAAGGCGAAUAUGGCGGAUACGGCUACCACGCUACGGACGUCUACAAGUCCACGUGUCCCUGGACAGACGACUCGAAACCCGAUUGCAAGAGUGGUUACUGCUCCAUGCGAUUCGCAAGCCCUUGCCUCCAGAAGCUCUUCAAUGAUCAUUAUAUUGACAUUUGCGAGUGGCAGGAAGCAACUGGCUUGAUGAAAAUGAUCGUUGAGUUCUUGAAGCCGCUCGGAAUUACUGCCGAACAAGUUUACGGAAAAUGUGAGCAUGGAUUUAUGCGAAGUGGAGCUGAUGAGCCAAUCAUUUCGAUCGACUUUGUCUUUGAUGAAGACAAAGCAGAGAUCAUCUAUCUAGAAUCCGACUUUGGCGAUGGACGCGAGGCAACUGAAAGCGGCAGCGGUGGACGAACUCUACCAAAAUGCUCGGCCGAAGCUGGUCUUCUCCCGUGCUCUUUGACGAAAUCGAAGAAAGUCACUGAUGAAGCAAGUCUUUUCUAUUACAUGAGGGACAUUAUCGCUCAUGUCAAACCGAGAUGCAACACCGAAUGGAACGUCAAGAUCGACGCGCUUCUUCAGCGGUUCAUGGGAGCUGUUAUCUGCGAUAGCUACAACCAAAACAACAACAACCAAAGCAAUCAGCAAGGUCAUCAGAACCAUAAUCAAAACAACAACAACAAUAACGGAAACAACCAUAACAAUCAUCAAGGCAAUAAUCAUAACAACGAUAACAACUAUCAAAAACCGCAAUAUAAUCAGCAAGGCGGUCAGAGUGGCCAAUAUUCCCAACAAAAUCAUCAAGGCGGAUAUAACAACCAACAAAAACCACAACAAUCCAGCCAGAAACCGCAGAUUUCUCAGCAAUCUCAGCAACACAACAACAAUCACCAGCAAUACAACCACAACAACAACUACACCCAAAACAACAAUGCCUACAAACCAAGCCAAACCAACUACAUCAACACCAGCUACAAUUCGAAUUAUAAUCCAAUGUGGGGAAUGUGGACUUCUUGGUCCAAAUGUCCGAAAUCUUGUGGAACCGGCUGGAUUGCUAGGAAACGCAAAUGCUUGAACGCCAUACCAGGCAAAAAGGGCUGUACCGGCAAAAACGAAGAGACCAAGAAGUGCAACGUCCAUGCAUGCCCAGAUUAUCGACCGAAAUGGGGACAGUGGAGUCACUGGAGCACAUGCUCAGCCACUUGCGAUAAAGGCAAACAAUAUAGAGAGCGUCAAUGCGUAACGAAUAACUACAGUAACAACAACUACGGCUCAAGCUGCCAAGGAAGCAAUUCUGAGUCCCGAACUUGUACCGCUUCUCAAACUUGCUACAACUACAGUAAUAAUAACAAUGGUUACAACUACAAGCCACAGGACAGCUGGGGAACAUGGGCGCCUUGGGGCAAAUGUACAGUCACCUGCGGCGAGGGCAAGCAAACGCGAUACCGAGAGUGCUACGGGGAGUAUUGUCCAGGAAUCAGAGCUGAAACGAAGAAAUGCUACGCUGGCGAUUGUUAUGGCUCAUCGGGAUAUUACAGACGAGCUGAAGGAGACUGGUCUGGUUGGUCUUUCUGGUCGCCUUGUUCAAAAACUUGCGAGGGUGGAAGUCGAACAAAACAGCGAGUUUGCCGCUCAGGUGCUUCUUGCCCAGGUGAAUCGGAAGUCACCGAAGAUUGCAAUGUCGGAGUCACCUGCGUCGCCACUUUUGGUUUUGCGAUGGGAGAUGAAGGAGGAAUGCAAAUGGACGCUUUCGGAGAUUUCAAGAAGCAGAAACCGGAAAUCGAGCAAUGCAUCGCUGAAUUCGCAGUCGAGUCUCAAGAUUAUUGCUCUUUCCGAGAAAUGACACUUGGAAUCGAGGAGGAAAUUGAGUCGCUGAAAGAAGCUUUUGUUUCUAUUGGACACUACGUUGACGAGUUCCGAGCUAGCUUUGAAGAACUCGCGAUUGAGCACCGCCGCCUUUCUGUCGACUCAUCUACCUGUAAGACUGAAUCGGAUCUGUAUUACAAAACGCAAGUCGGCGAAGAAUGCAAUCUCCGAUCGAACAAUCCCGGCGUUCUUUCCGAAUAUUUGAACAUUUUCCAGGACAACUUAAUUUCCUACCACUACUCUGCUUUCAUCAAUUGCGAAGUUUCAGAAAAACCACUUGACCUUUUCAAGAUAUUCGACACCAUCCGUCGACUUUCGUUCAACCUCAAAGAAGAUAUUGAAUAUCCACUAUUGAUUGUGAGCAAUAAUGGUUUUACAGGAGAAAGAGGUCUUGGAUGGCCAGUAUUUGAAGAAAGCGUCUUUGAAUCUGGAACCAACUCGAUUCCAUCAGGCCUCACCUGCGACAGGGACAACAAGUUCCAAUCCUACGGUGGUCUUAUCAAGGCCACAUCAAGCCUCAACAACCUCCAUCCCUGGCACACCGAGCUCAAGGUCACCUCCUUCGAUGGCUCUGUCCAUUUCUGCGGCGGUGUCAUCAUCGACGACGAGUUCAUCCUCACCACUACUGAGCAUUGCUGUCUCGGAAGCACCUCCUCCAUCGAAGCAAUGAUCGGUGGAGCAAAAUGGAUCGAAGGAGCGGACAGUUCUCGCGGCGAAUUUUACGUCAAGAGCAUUUUCGUCAAGCCAAGAAUUGAUACUUCCGAUGCUUGUUUGAUCAAAGUCCCGUCUUUGUCAAAAUCAAAGCCGGAGGAGUGCGAGGACUGCUUCGGAAAAGCUUGUUUGCCUCUUCGAUCACAGAGCCCAGAACAUGGCCAGUAUUGCUGGAUGAAGGGAUCAGAAAUGGACCCAAUGGCCAAGGUCGGAAUCAAUAUUUAUUCAGAAAGCUAUUGUUCCUUGAGCGGAUAUCUUCCGCCUGGCACAGUGGACUUUGAAAGCGAAUUCUGCGCUGGAGAAAUCGACUUGGACAAUGACGGAAUCUACGAAGCCGCCGAGGGAAUCUGCACCGCCGAUCGAGGAUCCCCUCUCAUUUGCGACUCUCCAGAAGGCACCGCGACGAUCUUCGGUCUUUUGUCGAAACAAACUGAUGUUUCAAGUUGCUCUUCGAGCUGUUUUUGUCGAUGUCUCGGCGAUUACUGA